AUGUUAAAAUAUAUCUUCCUCGGUAUUGGAGGAUCAGUAAGUGGAUGGAUGUUUAGAGAUGUAAUUGUACAGCUAGCUAAAAAUAUAAAUAGUGAAAAUGCAUUGUUAAUAAAUAAAUUUGUUUGUAGUAAAGAUGAUUUUUAUACUAGUAUAUUCAGUGAUUUGAAAUAUUGUUUUGAUUCAUUAGAAUUGAAACCAGGUUUUAAUAAUUAUAAUAUUUAUUUAAAAGAAGAUGAUUAUUUUUUAGAAACAUUAUAUAUGGAAAAAUGGACUAGUGUUCAUAAUAUGAAUGAAUAUAUAAAUAGUGAUGAAAAUAAAAAGAAAUUAUAUGAUCUGAAGAAUAAAAAUAUAUUUUUUUCUCCAACCUUAUUUGUAUUGUUAAAAAAAUAUAGUGGGUCUUCUACACCAGAAUAUUUGAAGGUAUUUCAAGAUGGAUAA
This is a messenger RNA of Plasmodium reichenowi, 438 nucleotides long. RefSeq lists its product as hypothetical. The transcript has a single exon. The coding region runs from base 1 to 438 and encodes 145 amino acids. The record is from RefSeq and is a predicted model, not a curated record. NCBI's taxonomy places the organism in Eukaryota, Apicomplexa, Aconoidasida, Haemosporida, Plasmodiidae.